AAGCUGCAACGUAAUCAGUAAAUAAAACGAUAAGUCACUCGCUCGUGUUAUUCACAUCCAUUGUUCGGCUGUUUUCUUCCCACAAUUUUAUUAAUCUACCUCUUCGAUUGGAUAAAUCAUCGAUCAAGGAGCCAUAUGAGCAUUAUUUUUGACGACAUGGUAACGAUUUUCUUCUAAUAAGGAACUUGCGAGUGAGACAGCAUCCGAUAUUUUUAUCUCGAUAUAUCAUCAAACAGGUCAACAAUGGCGUUCACUAGGUAUCAAGUACUUUUGAUCGUCGUUAUGGUGGCUACGGGAUCCAUCAAUACUUUAUCAACGAAAUGGGCUGAUCGUCUUUUCUCUGUUGGUUCUGAUGGAGGAGCACCUCGCAAAUUCGACCAUCCGUUUGUUCAGUCUUGUUUCAUGUUCUUAGGCGAAAUCCUGUGUUUGAUUGCAUUCAAAACAAUGUUCCGGUAUUAUACAUCUAGACAGGUUAUUGUUGAAGAUGUUGAUUUGAUCAGAGGCAGUCAGAAUUUCAAUCCAUUUUUAUUCUUUCCUCCGGCCAUGUUUGAUAUGGUUGCUACAUCGAUAAUGUAUGUCGGAUUAGAAUUGACCUAUUCUUCGAGUUUUCAAAUGUUGAGAGGUUCCGUCAUUGUUUUUGUAGCUCUACUUUCGUCCAGUUUCGUAGGACGUGAAACAAAAGCUCAUCAGUGGUACGGUAUCGUUAUUAUUAUCGCAGGCUUGUCUGUUGUUGGUUUAGCCGAUGUGUCGAGCUCAAAAGGCAGUAAAGACAGUAACAGUAUAAUUACUGGCGACUUAUUGGUAAUUAUGGCUCAGAUAAUAACCGCUUGUCAAAUGGUUUACGAAGAAAAAUAUGUUGUUGACAAAGACAUUCCUCCGUUACAAGCAGUCGGUUGGGAAGGUACUUUUGGAUUUGUCGUGUUGAGCAUUUUAUUGAUUCCGUUCUAUUUUAUCAAAGUUGGCCCUCCAUUUGCUGAAAAUGCUCACGGUGUAUUGGAAGAUUUUCCUGACGCGAUAACUCAGAUCUACAAUAAUGGAUGGCUUUUGGUUUCCUGCGUUGGCACGAUGAUCAGUAUAGCGUUCUUUAACUUCGCUGGAAUCAGUAUGACUAAAGAAGUCUCAGCCACAUCGAGAAUGAUCAUAGAUACAGUUCGUACUUUCUUCAUUUGGAUUGCUUGCUUGAUUCUUGGAUGGGAACAAUUUCAUAGUUUACAACUUCUGGGAUUCUCUAUUUUAUUGUUCGGAAUGUGCUUCUAUUACAAAAUUAUUCCGUUCGCUGCCUACAUUCAUGCUAUACGAGGACGUACUAUUGUUACCGAAGAACCGAUUAUUAAUCAGAGAGUAGACGAACCUUGAAAAAUUGGAAUGCAUUUAUUAGACUUUUAUAUUUUUUAUUGUUUUUAACAUAAUUAUUUACUGCGUAAAUUUAUUUUUGAAUACUAUCAUAGUUUAAUUCGGUUACCGAUUGAUUUUAAAAAUUGCUGCAAUGCAGAUUCGCUAUGAAUCGAGUAAGAUUUACGUGAUAUAGAAUAAUUUGGUAUUUUAAUCGUAUCGUAGUGCAUUUUGGAACACAAAAUUUUACUAUUCGGUUUGAUGGAAACCUACGGUGUUAUUAAGUUAUAAGAUGAUUAGUGAGACUGUUUAGUUUUUCCACUUUCCGUGAAUUUUUAUCUUCUUAUCGAACGAGAAAAUCGUUUAUUUUAAUUAUUUAUUAUUUUAUUUUUUACCAUACGUAGCAUAGCUCUAUUAUUUAUUUUCAAAAUUUGAUACUGUUUUUUAAUGCGUUUUUUAACUACGUGUAUCAUUUAACAGUAAUUAUUGAUUAUUUAAAUUUAUUUCGGACGGCUAGUUCUCGUAUUGUGUCAGCCAAGUGUCGGUAUUUUGUUUUAUUAUAUUUUAUAUCAGGCACUUAUAUUAUUUAUCAUUUUUAUUCCUUUUUACUUGAUUUAACGUUAACUAGUCUUUAUACGAUUUUUGUUCCAAUUACUGCAUGUAAUUCCUAUUAUUUCGGUUAGUUUGUGAAUUAUAUCUGUAAUUUUUUUGGUA
This is a messenger RNA of Planococcus citri (citrus mealybug), 2046 nucleotides long. It is a transcript of the gene Tango9, whose product is annotated as transport and golgi organization 9. Gene Ontology annotation, molecular function: transmembrane transporter activity. Gene Ontology annotation, cellular component: membrane; intracellular membrane-bounded organelle. The transcript has 9 exons. Bases 244 to 1356 code for a protein of 370 amino acids. NCBI's taxonomy places the organism in Eukaryota, Metazoa, Arthropoda, Insecta, Hemiptera, Pseudococcidae. The record is from RefSeq and is a predicted model, not a curated record. Gene Ontology annotation, biological process: transmembrane transport.